Molecule: messenger RNA, 4192 nt
Organism: Kogia breviceps (pygmy sperm whale)
Lineage: Eukaryota; Metazoa; Chordata; Mammalia; Artiodactyla; Physeteridae
Source: RefSeq, a predicted model, not a curated record
UAGGCAGGGGGAGAGGGAGGGCCCUGCCGUGGAGACCAGGGAUUUGAGCUGCCCCUGUUCCGGGGCGGGCCGCAUCCUGGGAGACCUGGGAGAGAAGAUAGACCAGAGGGCCUGGCUCCUCCUCCCGGGCAACCCCCGCACACAAACACACCUCCCUGGCUCCCAGACAAGGAAGAGGGCAAGUGGGACCCUCCAUCAGUGGCUGAGAGGCCGGGGCAAGUGUUGGCUGGCCCUGCCCCAGUGUGACCUGGGAUAAGGUGGCCGCUCUCAUCUGGCCACACCCUCGCCUCCAUUUUCUUACGUGCAUGUGGUGAUUACAAAAACCUCCCCACUGGUUUACACCCGUGUAGCUACUCAUUAUUAAGUUCUCACUAUGUAUUCAUAAUCUCCUUUAGUCGUCACAACAAGAUACUCUUCCCACUGUACAGACGAGGAAACAGACACACAGAGAUCGAAACAACCAUCACCGUGUGUUAGGGCUGGAAGGAGCCUCAGGAAGAUCUUGUGACCCCACUGGCCCAAGUUCGCCUGUGUCUCUGAGAGGGAGGCGCUGGAUGGAGGCUACGCUGGUCUUUGCUCUGGGACUUCCUCCCAGACCACCCAUCCCUGGUCCCAGGAGGACCUGUCCUCCCAGAUGGGGGGUGGGGGGGCAGACUAUCUAUCCACCUGUCCCCACGGCCCUGACCUGCUGACCUCUGCCUCCUGGCUGAUUUCUUCAUGUUGGUUCAACAUUAACCCAGAGGGGUCAGGACAAGCCCUCAGAGUCCCGGGAGCAGACACACUAUGGCGCACGUCCGAGGCCUGUGGCUACCCGGCUGCCUGGCCCUGGCUGCCCUGUUUGGCCUUGUGCACAGCCAGCAUGUGUUCCUGGCCCCUCAGCAAGCACUGUCGCUGCUCCAGCGGGUCCGACGCGCCAACAGCGGCUUCCUGGAGGAGUGGUGGGAGGGCAACCUGGAGCGAGAGUGUGUGGAGGAGCGGUGCAGCCGUGAGGAGGCCUUCGAGGCCCUGGAGUCUCCCAGCGCCACGGACGCGUUCUGGGCCAAGUACACAGCGUGUGAGUCGGUGAGGAAACCUCGAGAAAAGCUCAUUGAAUGUCUGGAAGGUAACUGUGCCGAAGGUCUGGGUAUGAACUACCGAGGGAACGUGAGCUUCACCCGGUCAGGCAUCGAAUGCCAGCUGUGGAGGAGUCGCUACCCACAUAAGCCAGAAAUCAACUCUACCACCCACCCUGGGGCUGACCUGCAGGAGAACUUUUGCCGCAACCCAGAUAGCAGCAUCACCGGGCCCUGGUGCUACACUACGUUCCCCACUGUGCAGAGGGAAGAGUGCAGCAUCCCUGUCUGCGGCCAGGAGCGAGUCACUGUGGAGCCGACCCCAAACUCCAGAGACUUCAGCGGGAAUCUGUCACCUCAGUCGGAAACGUGCAUCCCUCAUCGCGGCCAGGAGUACCAGGGGCACCUGGCAGUGACCACACAGGGGUCUCCCUGCCUUGCCUGGGCCAGCCAGAAGGCCAAGGCGCUGAGCAAGGACCAGGACUUCAACCCGGCUGUCCCACUGGUGGAGAACUUCUGCCGCAACCCAGACGGGGAUGAGGAGGGCGCGUGGUGCUACGUGGCUGGGGAGCCUGGCGACUUUGAGUACUGCGACCUGGACUAUUGCGAGGAGCCGGUGGGUGAGGAGGCGAGAUAUGGGCCGGAGGAGGAACCGGAUGCGCCCAUAGAGGGACGCACCACUGAGGACAAGUUUCAGCCCUUCUUCAACGAGAGGACCUUCGGCGCCGGGGAGGCAGGUCAGGAGGCGGCCGGAGGGGCGCGGGGCCGCGGCAUGGGGGCGGGGGCGGUGUUGCAGCGCUCGGCCCCUCACGGCCCCGCUGGCUCGGCAGACUGUGGCCUGCGGCCUCUGUUCGAGAAUAAGUUGGUGCAGGACAAAACGGAACAGGAGCUGUUCGAGUCCUACAUCGAGGGGCGCAUCGUGGAGGGCCGGGAUGCCGAGAUUGGCCUGGCGCCCUGGCAGGUGAUGCUUUUCCGGAAGAGCCCCCAGGAGAUGCUGUGCGGGGCCAGCCUCGUCAGUGACCGCUGGAUCCUCACCGCUGCCCACUGUCUUCUGUACCCGCCUUGGGACAAGAACUUCACUGUGAACGACCUUCUGGUGCGCAUUGGAAAGCACUCCCGCACCAGCUAUGAACGAGGGAUUGAAAAGAUCUCCCUGCUGGAAGAGAUCCACAUCCACCCCAGGUACAACUGGAGGGAGAACCUGGACCGGGACAUCGCCCUGCUGAAGCUCAAGAAGCCCAUCAGCUUCACCACAUAUGUCCACCCCGUGUGCCUGCCCGACAAGGAGACAGCAGCCAAGUUGCUCCAGGCUGGACACAAAGGGCGAGUGACGGGCUGGGGCAACCUGAAGGAGACGUGGACAAGCAAUAUUGCCGAGGUGCAGCCCAGCGUGCUGCAGGUGGUGAACCUGCCGAUCGUGGAGCGGCCGGUCUGCAAGGCCUCCACCCGGAUCCGCAUCACCGACAACAUGUUCUGUGCUGGUUACAAGCCUGGUGAAGGGAAACGAGGGGAUGCUUGUGAAGGCGACAGUGGGGGACCCUUUGUCAUGAAGAGCCCCUUUAACAACCGCUGGUAUCAAAUGGGCAUCGUCUCAUGGGGUGAAGGCUGUGACAGGGAUGGAAAAUAUGGCUUCUACACACAUGUGUUCCGCCUGAAGAAGUGGAUACAGAAGGUCACUGAACGGUUUGGAAGUUAGGGGGCCACCCACAUUCUACGCUGCUCACUGCAAAAAUCCCAGAAGCCAGUCCAGUGAAAGAAUUAUUUUUGUGGCUUGUUCCUAAAACUACAUUUCUCAAUAAAAGUGACUCUAUCAAUGAGCUUCAGCGCUCACAGUGCUGUUCAUGGGUAGCGCAGGAAGAGCCAGUCCUACUACUGGACACGCAGGACUUGAAGAAUCCACCACCCCUAGAACAGGGUCCAGUGAGAGGGGAGAUGGUAGCCUGAAUUUAUGAGCAUUUCACAUGUUCCAGCCUUGGGGCUUUAAUAGAUUAUUUCAUUUAAUCCUCACAAAAGGUAGUAAACUGAGACUUGGAGAAGUUCCUUGUCCAAGGUCACAUGGCUAAGAAGGGUCAAAGUCUGACUUGAAAUAUAGGAGAUACUGAAGCCUGUGCUUUUAGCCACCCUAGGCUGUGAAGAGCUGUUCUGGGACCAGAGAAGAGGCUGGAGGAGGGUAGGCUAGUGAGGCGGGGAGUAGUUACAUUUCUUACGUUAUUAAAAUAUCCGAUCUGUGCCACCCAAGGGCUCAGUAUUUAGUGUCUUCACUUGUGAGGGUUGUGGGAUAGCAGUUCUGAGUAGGGGCCCUAGCACCAGACUGCCUGGGUUCAUAUUCUGGCUCCAGCCCUAAAAGGGCUAAUCACGGGAACUUCCAGGUGGUCCAGUGGUUAGGACUCUGCACUUCUAAUGCCAGGGUUCCAUCCCUGGUCAGGGAACUAGGAUUCCACAAGCCACGCAGCAUGACCAAAGGAAAAAAAAAAAAAAAGGGGUGGUGGUGGCGGAUAACAAUGGUUAAGUCACUUGACCUCCCUGAGCCUCGGUUCCCUUACCUAUAAGAUGUAUAUAAUGACAUUACUUACUUAAUAAGGUUUUGAGGAUUAAAUGAGGCCAUUUGCAUGUGUACUUAGCAAAAUGCCUGGUAUCUGGUCAGCCCUCCGUUAAGCAGCUGCUGCUUUUAUUCUCACUGCUGCCUGGCGUGGUGAAAGUUCCUCUGCCCCUUCCCACUUCCCUGUCUGGUCUCUGAAAUAGCAUAGUGUUGGAGUUGCUGCUUCCUGGAGUUUCUACUGUCACGGCAGUUGUCAGACUUGAGUCACUUGUUUUUCUGAGAAAUGGGAACAAGAAGAUGUAGAAGUGGAUUCUUACAGGGUUUGGGCGAACUCUUAGGAGUCACAGAACGUUCAAGAUGCCUUUUCACGGCACAUUCUUCAAGGUUACUGAUGGCAGAGGUUACUGUCGGGGAUGGAGCACGGCUCUGACACAUCCUUGCCCUUCCGCGCAGCUGCAGAGUUUCUGGCUGACGUUGGCGUAUUGCUCUUCCUGUUGGGUGCAUUUAUGACUCGGGGAAGCAGGCACCACAGCCUACGAUACGUGUAACAGCGAGUCGCCACUGGCGUGAGGUGCUGAUCACUUGGUGACCAUCUGGAGGA